UCUGCUACACGGCCACUUUACCUGUGGUUUUUAACGUUUCCUUGUUUUCUAGUUUACUCUGAACGACAGUGGCCUUUCUGUAGGUUACAGUUAGCUCUUCAGGAACCAGUAUACCCAGCAGUAUUUAUUUUGUACUUUUUAGUUCUAUAAAAAUAGCGUGAGAGACAGAAUGUCGUCCGAAAGCCCAGAAUACUCGCCGUUCUUCGCCGUGAUGGGUGCAUCCGCAGCCAUGGUGUUCAGCGCAUUGGGAGCGGCGUACGGAACAGCUAAGAGUGGGACAGGAAUUGCGGCCAUGUCUGUGAUGAGACCAGAGCUGAUUAUGAAGUCCAUCAUUCCCGUGGUCAUGGCGGGAAUUAUCGCCAUCUAUGGGCUGGUGGUGGCAGUGCUGAUCGCCAACAACAUCUCAGAGAAGGUCACUCUGUUCAAGAGUUUCCUCCACCUUGGGGCGGGGUUAAGUGUGGGGCUGAGUGGAUUGGCUGCUGGCUUUGCCAUUGGCAUCGUGGGCGACGCUGGCGUCAGGGGCACCGCCCAGCAGCCACGCCUCUUCGUGGGGAUGAUCCUCAUCCUGAUUUUUGCCGAAGUGCUGGGUCUUUAUGGCCUGAUCGUCGCUCUCAUCCUCUCCACCAAAUAAACUACAUCUCCCAUCAUGCAAUGCUGCUGCAAACAGGGGAGGGCGAAUGGGGACUCAGGGCAGGGAAGUUAAGAAGUUAGAAAAAAAAAUAAUUUAUGUGACAAACGUUGGGGGAAAAUUAUUAUUAUUAUUAUUAUAUAUAAUUCUGCAAAUGGUUCCAUGAAAGAUGGUCUUAUCUCCACAAGUGUGUACAGUUGUCUUGAUUUGAUAGAUUUUUUUUUCUUGUAAAAUGCACAUUACUAGUGAUUUUUUUUGUCUUUUGUGUGUG
Molecule: messenger RNA, 899 nt
Organism: Chanos chanos (milkfish)
Lineage: Eukaryota; Metazoa; Chordata; Actinopteri; Gonorynchiformes; Chanidae
Gene: atp6v0cb
Product: ATPase H+ transporting V0 subunit cb
Exons: 3
Coding region: 170-631 (153 amino acids)
Biological process (GO): proton transmembrane transport
Cellular component (GO): proton-transporting V-type ATPase, V0 domain
Molecular function (GO): proton-transporting ATPase activity, rotational mechanism
Source: RefSeq, a predicted model, not a curated record